Paecilomyces variotii is the source of this 993-nucleotide messenger RNA. Its product is annotated as PRELI-like family-domain-containing protein. Lineage: Eukaryota; Fungi; Ascomycota; Eurotiomycetes; Eurotiales; Thermoascaceae. The transcript has 2 exons. Gene Ontology annotation, biological process: phospholipid transport. The record is from RefSeq and is a predicted model, not a curated record. Bases 103 to 675 code for a protein of 190 amino acids. Gene Ontology annotation, molecular function: phosphatidic acid transfer activity. Gene Ontology annotation, cellular component: mitochondrial intermembrane space.
GGUUUCUCCGCCAGUACUUCGGGUCACGCGCACAGAGCCGGUUCUCCGGUGAACAAACUCACUCGCCCUUCUCCUCUUCUUGCCAUUCUACCAACCCUCAAAAUGAAGGUCUUUUCCUCCAACUGCACUUUUGAUUACUCCUGGGACGAGGUCUCCACGGCAAACUGGCGCAAAUACUGUCCCUGGAACGAUAAGUCCACUCAUGUCGUUGCGGCCGAUACGCUAUCGAGGGUCGUGGACCCGCAGACAGGCAUUCUACGCACGGAACGUCUGAUCACCUGUAAUCAGUCAGUGCCACAAUGGGUGCUCUCCCUCUUCGGCGGCAGCGCCACUUCUUAUGUCUAUGAAGUCUCCUACGUCGAUCCAAUCACCAAGAAAGUCACGAUGUGUUCGACCAACCUGACCUGGUCAAACGUCCUGAAUGUUCGCGAAACCGUCGUCUAUCGGCCGUCUCCAUCCAUGCCAGCCUCGAAAACCGACUUCCAGCAAGAGGCCAAGAUCACUGCCCUCUGCAGUGGAUGGCAGAAGAUCAAGAACAAGAUCGAAGAAGCUAGCGUCGAGCGAUUCGGCCAGAAUGCGAAGAGAGGCCGUGAGGGAUUCGAGGCCGUGCUCGAGAUGAGCCGCAGAGUGUUCAGCGAACAGCGAGAACGCGAAAACCAGAAAAUCCAGUCCUAGAUGACUGCCAAACCUUCUACGGAAUUGCCGUGGAUGUGUCCUUCCUAUUUCCAUUCCCAUUCUCCAUGGUCUUAACCAAGCGAUUGCAUAUUUAGCAUACGUCCUGACGAUCAGCAUCGCAACGUGAGUUCUUUGGCGUUUUUCUGAUUUUACACCAUUUGUCUAUUUUGGCCGUCUUUUUGAGACGAAGAGAAAAGUCGAUUUCUAGAUGGCGUCUGCAGGGGGGGGUUUUUUUUGUUUUAGAUAGUCUUACACUCGUUACUUGGGAUGCGAUAAAGCAUGGGUAGAUAGGGGUUCCUUUUGUUCAUUUUCUAGAUA